GACUUUGAGAGAUCAACAUGCGCGCUAUCUUUGCUGUUUUGGCUGUGACUUUGUUGGGAGUGGUCAGUGCCACCUCCCUGUCCAGGACCUACUUGCCUCCGUUGGCCCAAGUCCAGGUGGUGCCUCAAGUCCAGGUGGUUCCACAAGUCCAGGUGGUACCUCAGGUGAUCCAACGCCCAGUGGUGCAUCCCCAAGUGGUGGUGGCUCGUCCAGUGGUGGUGCCUCAGCGCACUUACCUGCCCCCAGCACCCAGAGUGGUGCCGCAAGUGAUUCAAGUGGCUCGUCCUGUCCCCCAAGUGGUGACAGUUGCUCGUCCAGCUCCUCAUGUGGUUUCUGUGGCUCGCCCUGUUCCCCAAGUGAUCUCUGUAGCUCGUCCAGUUCCCCAAGUGAUUACCGUGGCUCAUCCUGCUCCCCAGGUGAUCUCCCUCCCGGUGCCACGCAACACUUAUCUACCACCAGCCGUGGUCUCUGCCCCACGUAACACCUACCUGCCACCCCAGUGAGCAGCUGCAUCAUCAUCAUCGAAAAAUCUAAACAAGCUGCUCAACAGGUUUGUGGUUUAACCCACGCCGCCAACUAUAUUCUAAUGCUAAUUCCCGAUGGCAGAGAAGAAAUGCAAAAAUACUUUUUAUGAGUUUAUUUGCAUGUCUGACUCUACUCCAUUUGCAUAUUCCAGAAUUAGUGAAGAAUAGGUUGAAAAACAAACAAUAAAGGUAGCGCAGAUAGAUAAACAAAGACUUGUGU
Messenger RNA from Drosophila bipectinata, 744 nucleotides. RefSeq names its product cell division protein ZipA. Lineage: Eukaryota; Metazoa; Arthropoda; Insecta; Diptera; Drosophilidae. The record is from RefSeq and is a predicted model, not a curated record.